Messenger RNA from Mangifera indica (mango), 1413 nucleotides. RefSeq lists its product as uncharacterized. NCBI's taxonomy places the organism in Eukaryota, Viridiplantae, Streptophyta, Magnoliopsida, Sapindales, Anacardiaceae. The coding region runs from base 43 to 483 and encodes 146 amino acids. The record is from RefSeq and is a predicted model, not a curated record. The transcript is spliced from 2 exons.
AUAUCAGUUUCUUCCAGUCGCCUGACUUACCAGAUAAAAGAAAUGGAUGGAGCAGAGGAGCUAAGUGAAGAUUAUUGGCCUUUCGAAUCCAAAAAAUCUCCGGAGAAAAAUCUUUCUCAAUCGUUGAAAAAUGUCAAUAUCUCCAUGCUUGGAGUUUCCGGCAUGGGUGGAGUGGGGAAGAAUAUUUUUUCUGAAAAGGUUGAUCGGAGAGUUAUUGAAUACCUCUUCAAGGUUUUUGUAGAGGUUUCAGAAACUCCAGAUCUAAAAGGGAUUCUAAGAGUUAGAGUACUCUUAAUUUCAGAUGAUGUUUGGAAUGAUCUAGAUCUGAAGACUCUUAGAAUUUCUUCUAUAGUUUGGAGCCUUUUCAGGAAAACUCCAGGUAUACAUUUAAUAUUAAAUGUAUGCAAGGAAUGUGGAGGGUUAUCUAUUGUCAUUUGCACAAUAGCAAGGGCAUUAAAGAACAAGACAAACUGGAUUGAAUAACAAGUUGCCCUGCAAGAAUUGAGAAUGCCUUCACCAACAAAAUUCAUAAUCUUACCAGAAGAUUAUGAAAUCAAAAACAUAUUUGAACAUCUAGUCUAAUGAAAAAUGAUCUAUUUUGGACUCGUUCAAGUAUAUUGUGUGUAUGGAUAUACUUGAAGGAGUUAACCUUACAAUAGAGUAAGCACGAAAUAGACUAGAUAAAAUGGUUGUGAACUCAAAGACUCUUGAUUGGUAUUCGACAAUAUAAAUGAGAUAAAGUGGUGGGUGAACUCAAAGAUUAUUGUUUGUUACUCAAUGAAACAAACUAGGGAAAGUGGUUCAUGAGCUCAACGACUCUUGAUUGUGACUUACAGUUCUAUUAGUUAACAAUAUUCUAUCCAUGAUGUUGCACAUGAUGUUAUGAUAACAAUUAGCUUUCAGCCUUAUGGUUAGGAGGCUCCUUAAACUUUCCACAUAAUAGGUGAUGUGAAAGUUGAAAGUCUUAAAUUUGUUGAUGAUGUUGCUACCAUUGUUGCUGCUGUUGUUUGGCCUCUUGAUAAACCUCAAAUAUCGGGUUUAGAUUAUAGCAGGAAUGGAAAAUGCUGCUAUUAUUAGAGAACUGAAGAAAAUAAAAGCCCUCGGCAAGGCGUCCAGGUAUCACUUGAUUGAUUCAACUAAGGUGGUUAGACCCUAACAAAUGGGAGCAAUUUGAAGUUAUUGCUUCAUCCGUAAAAUCAAGCUUAUUUUGAAAUAAGUGUACAAGGGGAAGCUCUAUUGAAUGGAAAUGUAUUGUCAAAUGGUAUGCUCUGUUAAGAUUCACAUUUUUGUUGAUCCAUUUCCUUAUUUGUUAUAAAUGGGCAUUUGUUAUGUUCUCUAUUUGAAUCUUUUAUAUUUCUGUGAUAGAAAUGUUUUGUUGAAUUUUAUCAAUAAUGGUGUGUGAUUUCAUCUCUA